Molecule: messenger RNA, 441 nt
Organism: Fomitopsis serialis
Lineage: Eukaryota; Fungi; Basidiomycota; Agaricomycetes; Polyporales; Fomitopsidaceae
Exons: 4
Coding region: 1-441 (146 amino acids)
Source: RefSeq, a predicted model, not a curated record
AUGAUUGCUGCAGGGCACCCACUAUUGCUGCACAAGGCGAAGCGAAUUCGGGAUAUGAGCGCGACUGUGACAGCGGUCAACAAGCAUUUCUCGGACGAGACAGACUCAAGCUUGUCUUCAACAAAGCCCUUGAGGAGUAUAACGAGGCAAAGGCCCUGGGCUUUACCACGCACCGUCAUUCUCGGCCCUAUCUCCUUCCUCAUCCUCAUCCUCGGCAAGGCCGCCAAGGAGGCGAAGCUGGGCUUCCAGCCCAUCUCUCCCCUCCCUAAGCUGCUCCCCAGUCUCACCUCUAAGCUGAUGGAGGGCAUGCUUAUGGACCCCAUCACCAUCCUCAACUCGUACGAUAUCUCCCCUCGCGUUCCGCCACGAAUCGACCUCGAGAAGACCGACAUCAAGGCCAUCAAGGACGCCAUCCAGCUCGACAAGCCCGCGCUCCGCUGA